AUGUCUACUUACCGUUUUGACCAGCAAUCCCAGUGUUCGUCUUCGACGCCGAGCGAGUACUCUGCAGCACCUUCUACUCAUACUCAGCCCCGUGGCCUUCCUGCCUACGACUGGCAUGACUCGCAGUUGAAUCGCCGUGCUCCCACUUUCCAGGACGCCCCGCGGGAUGCCAUCCAGAUGGACCAUGGUUUACAACCACCUCCGCGCCAUGCUGUCCCCACUGGCUAUCUCGACCCUCGCCCCCGAGUUCCUGGGCAGCUCCAAGAACCCACCACGAGGGAUUUUCGUGACGCACGCUCCAGCACUGACGCUCUGCCUCCAACCAAUCGACCAUACACCCCACGUCCCUUCCAUGAAGACAAAUACCCACCUCGUCCCCCAGCCCCAGCCGCCCCCGCCGGAUAUUACGGACAGCCUGAAGAAAUCACGCAUGUCCAGCCACCUAUGGCUUAUGCUUGGCGCGCACAGGAUGAUUUCCGCCAGCCGCCUAGGCACAGUCGCGACAGAGACGAUUACGAGGUCUUGCGAAUGGAACUAUACGCAUUGAAGGAGACCGUCUACUAUAUUCAGAGAGAAAUGGCUGAAAUGCAUCUCAGCAGCUUCGACGCGUCCCUCCGACUACGCUCGUCUACCCCUUCUCUAGCCCCCAGCGACUCCAUCUCACGCGUCAAUGGAGAAACUGACAGCGAGGAGUUCCAGGCAGCAUACCGACGCUACCAAUGGGAGGCGGCUCCCUCUCAAAAGCCAGCACAUUUACCGGACUCCGUGCUUUGGACUUUCAAAGGGGCCCAAGCCGUAGGCCCCGACGCCGGUUUCUCUACAUCGAACCCCUACCGCCCUUCGUUUGGCAAAGCACUUCGGGAUUCCAACGGAAACCCCCUCGACUCCGCGCUCGUUUCGAUCAUCAAACGCACUGCCUUGAAUCUCGCCGGACGCAUUGUUGCCCUUCACCCAAUCAAGCAUCAGGCAAAUAAGAACCAGCCUCGCGAUUACUACCGAACGAAAUGUCCCCACCUCUGGUACGGCGCCAUCAUCCUGCUUGAAGAGCAGCACGGGGAUGUGGCCAUCUGCUCUGCCCAUUGGAAGGCAGACCACUUGCUUGGUCAGGCCAUGGUACGAAUCAAGGGCCCCCCGAGGGAGGCCAAGCGAGCCCGCUCGGCCAAGAUUGCUGGGAGCGAUAGCGACGGCUCUGUCAACGAUGGAAAGCAUGCGCAGCAGAAUGCACCCGCCACGCCUCAGAAGUCUAAGCGAACCGCGAACGAGGUUACGCCAUUACAUCCCGGACCCUCAAAGCGAAAUCGUACCGGGUUUGCCUCCCCAAAGGCUGUAGAACAUAGGCAAGCAGCAAAGGCAUCAUCGAAGCUGCCCCCCGCCUCGCCGACAAAGCAAACCCGACCUCAAAGCCUCCACUCUCCCCUUCGCAACAUGUCUCCAUCAUCAUCGAACCGGCCUUUAUCAGACGUAUCUACCCAAGAAGCUCCAAAGUCCCUUCCGCCUCCGUCUGUAGUAUCUACUUCAUCCCUUCCUCUGUCGUCUACAGCACCCGCCCCACCCACUUCUCAGGUGUCCUUUGUAACCAAGUCUCUCGCUGCUGUGAAAGUCGACGAUAAUUAUGAAAACCUUCGCCGAACACUCCAAAGUCCCGAGCUCCGGCUUGCCGAGGCCGUCGUUACUACUGGGUUGGAGCUUCUCGAUGCAAUGGAACAUGCCCCAACACACGGAGGCCAAGGUUUUCCGUCGAGCGAGGCCAAAGCGUUGUUGGCGCGCGUGAAAACCGCUGAUCCCAAUUGCGUUGACAACGAGGACGAUCUAUAUGAAAGCUGGGGGCAUUGGCAAUGGACGUCAGGGUCUCUCACCAUUGGCACCGUCAUCACAUCCUGGUCCGCAGUGGGCAAUACUGACAUGGCACGUCAACUGAUCGCCGCGGCAUUGGCUACCAGCAAGGCCGCUCGGCUGUUGUGCCUCGACCAUACUCCGAAGCCUACGAGUUACUUGAAUGAUAUGUACAUCGAUCGACUUUUAUCAACGCUCUCCGAUGUGUGGAAACGAUCUGGGGGGCCGUCUUUCAAGGGCAAGGCUCGAGUAAUAGAACGUCCAGCAGUAUCAGCCACGUUGCCCCCUGCGCCGCCAGCCGCUUCACCGACAGAGGAACAAAGCGUGGGCCUCGCCAUAGCAGAUGGCCUCGAUAAUUCUGGAAAUGCGGACCCAAUGGCCGACGGCAACCUUGACGACCCUUUCGCGCUCCCAGACGAUGAUACGACAGCGCUGCAAUCGAAGCUAAGAUCUCUUCAUGUACCCGAGCUCCGGACAAUUGCUGCCAAGAAGCAGAUCCCCGGUGUAAGACAUAUGAAUAAGGAAACAUGUGCAUCCGCCCUCGCGGCUCUCCCACCCACUAUGUGUCCCACUCUGGAUGAGCUCGAAGACGUUAUCGCGAAGCGUGCCUGUGUCAAGAAGAUAAAGGCUCCUGGGGCAAAAUCUGCCAAAUUGGGCAGCUCUGCUGCAGCGGAAUCCACAAACAAUCUGUCGCAAACCCCUCGCGCCUCUCGCAUUAUCGUAAAUGCCGGCGAAUUUGCUUCCUAA
Messenger RNA from Pleurotus ostreatus (oyster mushroom), 2580 nucleotides. RefSeq lists its product as uncharacterized. The record is from RefSeq and is a predicted model, not a curated record. Bases 1 to 2580 code for a protein of 859 amino acids. NCBI's taxonomy places the organism in Eukaryota, Fungi, Basidiomycota, Agaricomycetes, Agaricales, Pleurotaceae. The transcript is spliced from 9 exons.